GGACGCUGUUGUUGAGGAUGUGGAAACUCAUAAGAGUGCUCUGUCCGGCGGUCGCGUUGCAGGCUUAAUGCUACAAUAGCACACUAGAAAAAAAAGAAAAAGAAAAAAAAAAAGCUUUUCGCAAGCUGUAGCUAAUAUUUGUAUGUAGUCUGCAGUCUCUAUGGCCGACUUGGAGAUGCCAGUCAAAACACGCGGAGUUGGAGUGUUCCUCGAAUUAAGGACAAGGCUUCAAAGUGGACUUCUAAUUAUCGGGAAAGAUGUUGCUGGAAACCUCGCUGGCGUGGUUGUGACCGGUGGCGAUUCCUCUCUUCACAUCCGGAUGCCUACAAAUGAGGUGACCUUAAUUUUGCCACCAGGAGUCUCCUAUGUGGAGGAAUCCUAUGUACCGACGACUGGAGGAGAAUCCUGUGAACAAGAGCGCCAUUUCAGGCUGCAAAUAAGUGUUUCACAUAGCAAGACUGAAGGGUCCUCAGACAUUGUAAGAACACUCCGGGCUCAGGAGACUUAUUGCUUCUACUGUCAGAGCUGUACGACAAGGCUGCUUGAGGAUAGAUUGUUCAAGCGAGUGCUUCCUCUCCCAAAUGGCAACUGGAACGCCAUUGUGGACGAUUGGUGCUGCCAUUCAGAUCCUUUCGCCAAGAAGAUGCUGCCCCGAGCUGAGGAUUGUUUACUGGGCGACACCUUCGUUCUCCUCACCAGGGAUGGCAGCUGUGAAAGGACUCUUCUCCAGGAAGUGAGCCCCGCUGACUCACAGGAUAAUCAAGAUCCAAAGAAACCUUGCAGCAGAAUGGUACUUGUGUCCUGCAUGAGCUGUUCCUCAAUUCUGGGAGAGGCUUUGACACAGGAGACCCUGAGGCUGUACAUCACACAAGUGUUGGUGGAGUCCAGUGUGGGGGACAGACAGCCAGAAUCUUCAUUCAGCAGAUCCCUCUUCUUGGAGAGGACUAUAGCAGCAAGGCUUGCAGAGGUUUCCAAUUCUAUGAGCUCAUUCCACUUUUCUGUCCAAACACCAAGUGGGAAACCUUUCUUACUGCUCUGGCUGCUGAACACCGAUUCCAUCGUGGCAUCAGUCCCAGAAUGGUCUGCUAGCAGCCCCACUCAUCAUAGUCCAUCACUGAGCGCUGAAAGAGCCCUUAAACUGCUCUUCAUAGCAUGUUCUCAUAUGGGGCUUCAGCAGCAAGACAUCGCCACCAGCUGGGAGGUCAAUGCCACAGGACACGCUAUGGUGCUCCCACUGAAGGUUUGUGAGGAGCUGCUGCAAGUGAUAGAAGACAGCAAUGCUGCACUACCUGGAUCAAUGCGUCACAUGAGAGCCUAUAAGAUCCCCCCCGGAAGAGCUGGAUCAAGUGGCUGGGGAGAGGGAAGUCUGGGCUUCCCUGCUUAAGCUGCUGCCCCUGUGACCCGACCUCGGAUAAGUGGAAGAAAACGGAUGGAUGGAGUUCAAAUAUUGUGUCCAAUCAAUUGCUACAUUUUUCAAGUGUAGAAUAUAGACUCUAAAUGUAGACAUUUUAUCAUAAAUUUACUUAAGUAAACGCUUAACAGCAGAAACACUGCCGGUGUUCUUUUUUUGAUAUACAGUAGCUUAAUCAUUUGUAUUCUACUCUCUUUAAUUGUGACGCCCACUUUCUAUAUGUGAGAAGUCCAAAUGUCAGGAGAUCACCCAAGACAACAGGGUUUAUCUUGAAGGAGGUAUAAAUGUCUACAAAUAUCCUUUGUAUGCCUAAGUUUAAAUGGAAGUGAUGGACUGCCUGUAUCUUAUUUUAACUU
This is a messenger RNA of Phyllopteryx taeniolatus (common seadragon), 1767 nucleotides long. RefSeq names its product ubiquitin protein ligase E3D (gene ube3d). The transcript has 10 exons. Bases 161 to 1384 code for a protein of 407 amino acids. Gene Ontology annotation, molecular function: ubiquitin conjugating enzyme binding; cyclin binding; ubiquitin protein ligase activity. Gene Ontology annotation, biological process: protein monoubiquitination; protein polyubiquitination; protein autoubiquitination. NCBI's taxonomy places the organism in Eukaryota, Metazoa, Chordata, Actinopteri, Syngnathiformes, Syngnathidae. Gene Ontology annotation, cellular component: cytosol; nucleus; ubiquitin ligase complex. The record is from RefSeq and is a predicted model, not a curated record.